CUUAAUGCCUCCUUAUUAUCCAACAUAUUCGCUUAUCCAACAUUCUGCCGGCCCGUUUAUGUUGGAUAAGUGAGACUCUACUGUAUCUGUGGAAUAAUGUCCAGGAUGGGAGAAAGAACUAUUGUCUGUUUGAGGCAAGAUGUUGCAAUUGGCCACCUUGAUUAGCACUGAAUAGCCUGGCAGCUUCAAAGUCUGAGGGAAUCCUUUGUUGGGAGAUUAACAAUUAACAGCCAAGGCAAUAUGACAUAUAAACCCUAAAAACAUACAGGUGUUAAAAUAGAAUUAAACUUAAACAUACUAAAAAAGCAAUAAAACCAUUAAACAGAUCUAAAAUACAUAAUUGUAAUGCCAGUAGUUCAGUAUCUUUUUAAAAAUAUAUUUUUAUUAAGUGUUUUUGAACAUAAAAAGAGUGAGAACAAUAAUGAGUAUAGAAAAGAAAGUAAAAAGGGGGGGUGUGAUGAGAAGAAAGAGAAAAAAAGAGAAUAAAUAAAUAAAAACAAUUGAGAUAAAAAUAAAAAUUGUUGAAUGGAAGAAAAAUUGGAAAAGGAUUAAAAACAAGAACCCCCCCCCAAAAAAAACCCAAAACAUACAAAAAGAAAAAAAAAGAAAAAUUGUACUUCCAGUCUUUUCUUCUAGGUGAUAGAAUAUUUUGUACUUGUUAUCAUUAUAAGUCCAAUCCGACAUUAUGUUUUUGUAAAAAGUUCUUCUUGUUUUAUAUAAGUUGUCAGCAAUGUCCAAUCUGUUUCUUUUUUUGGUUUACCAUGAUGGUUCUUCAAGUAAUAUGUCAGUGUAUCCAUGUUCUUUAUAUCCAUAAUAAUUUUUAAUAUCCAUUCUUCUUUAGUUGGUAUUUCUGUUAAUUUCCACUUCUUUGCAUAUACUAUUCUGGCUGCUAGUACGAAAUACAGUAGAGUCUCACUUAUCCAAGCCUCGCUUAUCCAAGCCUCUGGAUAAUCCAAGCCAUUUUUGUAGUCAAUGUUUUCAAUAUAUCGUGAUAUUUUGGUGCUAAAUUCGUAAAUAUAGUAAUUACUACAUAACAUUACUGCGUAUUGAACUACUUUUUCUGUCCAGUUUGUUGUAUAACAUGAUGUUUUGGUGCUUAAUUUGUAAAAUCAUAACCUAAUUUGAUGUUUAAUAGGCUUUUCCUUAAUCCCUCUUUAUUAUCCAAGAUAUUCGCUUAUCCAAGGUUCUGCCCGCCCGUUUAGCUUGGAUAAGUGAGACUCUACUGUAUUUCUGUUAAUUUCCACUUCUUUGCAUAUACUAUUCUGGCUGCUGUUACAAAAUAGUUAAAUAGAAUCUCUUGAUUCAUGUUAAGAUUAAUGUCAAUCAUUCCUAAUAAAAAGUACUCCGGUCUCAGUUGAAUGUUUAUUUUGCUGAUUUUUUGUAUCAUUUCAUGAAUUCUUUUCCAAUACUCCUUUGCUGUUUUACAUCCCCAUCAUAUGUGAAAGAAUGUGCCUACUACAGUAGUUCAGUAUCUUAAAUAGUUUCACCACUCUGCUUUGUGUUUUACUCCAUUUUCAAAACCUACACUACAUUUUCUUUUCAUAACAAUGUCUUUAUUGAUGUUUUUCCGCUUUCACGAGGGUCCUAAAACCAUCCAAUGUGGAGGGCUGGCUUCCCAUUGCACGGUACCCACCUGUUUUGCUUUUUAUUUGCCCUCUUUGCAUGCUUGCACUUUGUGCUGCUGUGGUUUUCCGUUGUGUUUAGGGCCUGAUAAGCGCGAUAUGUUUUCCUUCUGUCUUCAAAAGGGAGUUGCCAAGCGGAGGGUAAAGUACAGUUCGGCUGACAAGGCCCCGGAGUGGACAUUCACCCAGGAUUAAUACCAUUUUAUUAUUUGGGUGCAUCUGUUUUAACACAGAACACAAAGUUAGACAGUGAUUCUGGCCUUUGUGCGGCUGGGAUGGGAUGCGGGAGCCACGGACCUCUUUCCUUAAAAGUAAAGCUACUAGUCCUCAGGGUGUCUAUAUUAAAGUAUAUAGAGAAAGAGGAGCGAAUGUAAGCUCUCUCUUAUUGAGUUGAGACUGUUGGUUCUACUAGUUUCUUAUUGCCUAAAGAGAGGCACUGAGCUUCAGAUUGUCAAAUGUUUAGGGUGCAAACAUCAGUUUUGUAGGGCGGGAUGAUGAGUUUUAGGCUAAAACAAGGAAUGUCCCUCCAGGGUUUUAGACAGAGCUCUGGUGGGUCUCCAGAAUUGGGGCUGGGCUGUGGCGCAGGCUGGUGAGCAGCCUGCUGCAAUAAAUCACUCUGACCAUGAGGUCAUGAGUUUGAGGCCAGCCCGUGGUGGGAUGAGCACCUGUCAAUUAAAAAAUAAAAAAUAGCCCCUGCUCGUUGCUGACUUAGCAACCCAAAAGAUAGUUGCAUCUAUCAAGUAGGAAAUAAGGUACCACUUAUAAAAUGGGGAGGCAAAUUUAACUAAAUUACGACAUUGGAAUGAGGAAGUGCCAUCACAGUGGAUGAUGAAGCAGCUGCUCCCCCCUGUGGCCAGAAUCGAACAUCCCCUCAGGAGAAGGUUAAAUUGCCUCUGCGUCUGUCUCGGUUCUAUGUGUAUAUGGGCAUUGAAUGUUUGUCCUAUAUGUAUAUAAUGUGACCCGCCCUGAGCUAACAAGAAGCACCUGCCAUCUCGCUUGGCAAAAUGUAACUAUUUAGAUGUUUGUUAUUUUUCUUUCUUAUUUUUCCUUAGAAACCAGUCUAGAGUAGACUCGACAGCUCCUAAGCCUUUCUAUCUACAAUGGAGUUCUUUUUACCUGAAUAAAUACUUUUUGAACUUUUAUUGAGACUCUGCAGUCAUUGCAAUCCUAAAUAGACAAAGGCUUCUCUUGCUCGCCCACGUGAUCCUUGGAGGCCCCGAACCCGUAGGACAUGGACCACCAUAUGAAUGGCACCAUGGCGGAGAAGCAUGGCCCCAUGGACUACGGGGUUCAGAUCCGAUUCAUCAAUGAUCUCAAAGAGCCUAGCAAGUCCCAGAAGCACCGGCCCAAGCCAUCCAAGCCAGGCUCCUAUGGGGUGGCGGUGCGGGUCCAAGGCAUCGAUGGGCAGCCCUUUGUGGUUCUCAACAGUGGCGAGAAAGGGGGGGACUCCUUCGGGGUGCAGAUCAAAGGCGAGAGCAAGUACGGGAUGUCCUCCCGGAGCCCGCAAGUCGAGGAGGCCUUCCCGGGAUCCCCUGGGGCUGUCUCAUCGUCCAAGGACGCCUCGGGCUCCAUCAGCUCCGACUCCGACCUGCCGGAGAACCCAUACGGCAUGAAGCCCUCUCGCUACGGCUCUCACUACAGCACAUCAGACGAGGAGCAGGCCCCGAGGAGGGGGGUUCCGAAAUCGGACAGCCUGGAUGGGGCCCGGUUGUCCCGCAAUAGCAUUGCUUCACCCCCUCAGGGAGGCUACCGGACUCUGCCCCAUAAGAAGACCUCGGGGGAGCAGCUACGGCGGACACAAUCCCACGGCUCCCUCCUCAGCUCCGAAUCCCAGGAUCUGACCCCCCCUCGGACUCUGCCUGCUCCCUCUCCCCAGACCACGACGACGGGGGGAGCAGCACGGAGCAACAGCCUCAUGAACCUUGCUGGACGCAGACUGUCCAGCCCCAGGGAAGAGGGCAGCGUUGUCACUGGGUUGCGACCUGUCCAGAAGUCCCCCCAGUUAGGUUUGGACGAGAAUCCGCCCGCCAACACGGGAGGCAACGUUGAAGGCAGCGACAUCGACACCAAGCCCCUCUCCUCGGUUGACUCGCUCAUCCACAAGUUCGAUGGGAAGGCCCAGCACCGAGGACGGGCCUCCCGGAAGAGCCGUGUGUCUCCGGACGACCGGAAACGCUCGCAGAGCCUAGACGGGAGGGUGGCCCUCCGUGACACGGCCGACUCCCGGGAGCUGGGUGCGGAGGACAGCAAGGAGGUCUUCAGAGAGGGAGUGCGGCCCUCUGUUUUGAAGCAGCUCGGAUCAGGCAACGCUUCAGGGACCAGGAGCCUCGGCCGACCCGUCGGACCUCAGCAGAAGCAGAAUGGGCUGGACAAGUCCAAGUUGACACGGGAGUGGGUCAACAAGAGCCUGGAGGAGCCCAGGAAAGUGCCGUCAGACCUGCAGCUGAAGUCUACCCCAGACCUUCUGAAGGACCAACAAGAAGUAUCUCAGCCCGGAAGCAGCGAAUAUAUGAAAGAGCUGAUCUACAACAUUCUGAAGGAAGGAAGCACCGAGAGCGAUGCGGCAACGAAGAGGAAAACCAACCUCGUUUUUGAGAAAAUGGAAGCAUUCACUGCGGUCCCGUCAGCAGCGCCAAGCACAUCCCAGGCAAAUGAGUGGAAGCAGAAAGUCGAAGAUCUGCAGCGAAAACUGGACAAGCAGACUGAGAGGCUGGAGCUUUCCCAGGAGAACCAGCGAAAGGGGGCUCCUCCCGGCCUGGAGCGGCGCUUGGAAGAGCUGGAGGAAGAGUGCCGCCGGCUGCGGGAGGCCCUUGAGAAGAAGAGCCAGGAGCUCCAGAGCAGCUGGAAAGAGCUGAGGGAGGCGAAAGCAGCCAAGGAAGAAACGGAGGCCAAGGUGUCCGACUUGGAAGAACAGAUGACGGAGAUGCAGGAGGCCCUCGACCGCUUCCGGGAGACAAGCGGAGGAGGAGGAGGAGGCGCUCCGGACAGAGACGAGGUGCUGAAAGAGCUGCUGGAGACCCAGGAGGCGCUGGAGGAGACCCUCGGGGCGAAGCAGAAGCUGGAGGAGCAGCUGCGGCAGCGAGAACGGGAGCUGACGGCGCUCAAAGGGGCCCUGAAGGAGGAGGUGGCCAGCCACGACCGGGAGCUGGAUCGGGUCCGGCAGCAGUACCAAGAAGACAUGGAGCAGCUGCGGCGCAACAUGGAGGACGUCUCGCAGGACCAGGCCAGUCUGGAGGCCGAGCGGCAGAAGAUCAACUCGGUGGUGCGGAGCCUGCAGCGGGAGUUGGAGGAGAGCAGCGAGGAGACGGCGCACUGGAAGGAGAUGUUCCAGAGGAACAAGGAGGAGCUGCGCAACGCCAAGCAAGAGCUGAUGCAGGUGAAGGUAGAGCGGGAGGAUUUUGAGGAGGAGCUGAAAGAGAUGCGUGACCGCGUCACAUCAAUGCGACAGGAGCUGGACCAGGUCCGGAACGGCCCUGAGAACGACGGACAGGCCAGCGCCCUCCGAAAGGAGUUGCGCGAAGUCCGGGACCAGCUGCGGGAGCUGACCCUGGAAAAGCAGGCCCAGGACGAGGUGCGGCGGCAACGCGAGCGGGAGGUGGUCUCCUUGAAGGCGGCCCUGAAGGAGGAGCGCUCCCGCCAUGAGGAGGCGGCGGCCGAGAUGAAGCGCCAGUUCCAGCAGGACGCCCAGCAGCUCCGGAAGGAUUCCGAGGAGGCCUUCAAGGUCAAGGCGGCCCUGGAGGGGGCGAAGGAGGCCACGGAGCAGACCAAGAAGGCGGUGGAGACCACGCUGCGGGAGACGCAGGAGGAGAACGAUGACCUGCGACGGAGAAUCCUGAGCCUGGAGACGCAGCUCAAGGAGUACCGGCACUUUGCGGACAACUGGCAGGGCAUCGAGGCCCGGCUGAAGGAGAAGAUUGCCAAGAUGGAGGGAGACCGCAAGCAGAUGGAGGCGUCGCUGGAGGAGGCCUCGGACCAGGAGCAGGAGCUGCUGCUGGCCAAGCGCUCGCUGGAGAGCCGCCUGGAAGAGGCCCAGCGCAGCCUCAGCCGCCUCUCGCGGGAGCACCAGGACCUGAGCGCCUCCUUCCACGAAGAGGUCAAGCAGAAGGAGCAGCUCAAGAGGGCCAAGGCCGAGCUGGAGGACGAGAAGCGCCUGCUGGACAAGAGCGUCAGCAAGCUGACCAAAGAGCUGGACCAGAUGGCGCAGGAGUCGCACGGAGCUCUGUCCUCUCUGCAGUCGCAGCUGGAGGAGUACAAGGAGCGCUCCCGCAAGGAGAUCACCGACACGCAGAAGCAGGCCAAGGACCGCAACACCGAAGUGGAGAAGAUGCAGUACAACCUGGGGAGAUUACAAGACGAGGUGACGCGGCUGAAGCAGGCGCUGCAGGACAGCCAGGCCGAGCGGGAAAACGCCGUGUUGGACAAGGAGCUGCUGGCCCAGCGCCUCCACAACCUGGAGCAGGAGAUGGAGUCCAAGAAGAGGGCCCAGGACGACCGCUCCCGGCAGGUGAAGGCCCUGGAGGACAAAUCGAAACGCCUGGAAGUGGAGCUGGACGAGGAGAGAAGUACGGUGGAGCUGCUGACGGAGAGGAUCAACCGGACAAGGGACCAGAUCGACCAACUGCGAGCUGAGCUGUUGCAGGAGCGCUCCGUCCGCCAGGAUUUGGAGUGCGAUAAGAUCUCGCUGGAAAGACAGAACAAAGACCUCAAGAGCCGACUCACCAGCUUCGAAGGCUUCCAGAAGCCGAGCGCCAACGUCUCGCAGCUGGAAUCGCACAUCCAGGAGUUGCAGGACAAGCUCCAGGCCGAAGAACGGGAGAAAAGCGUCCUGGUCUCGUCCAAUCGCAAACUGGAGCGGAAGGUGAAGGAGCUCACCAUCCAAAUCGAUGACGAAAGGCAGCACGUCAAUGACCAGAAAGACCAGUUGAGCCUGAGGGUCAAGGCCCUGAAGCGCCAGGUGGACGAGGCGGAGGAGGAGGUGGAGCGCCUGGAGGCCGCCCGGAAGAAGGCCCAAAGGGAGCUGGAGGAGCAGCACGAGUUCAACGAGCAGCUCCAGAGCCGCAUCAAAGCCCUGGAGAAGGACCUCUGGCGCAAGGCUGCCCGCUCCACGGCCGAGUCCUCCCUGAAGGACGACCACUUGAGCUCGGACGAGGAAUUCGACAGCGCCUACGGCCCGUCCUCCAUCGCGUCCCUCUUGACGGAGGCCAACCUCCAGACCAGCUCCUGCUAGCGGCUUCCGCCUCUGUGGAACCGCAUUACGGAACAAUUUGCAAUCCAGCAAAACGAUGUGUCACCUCCGCAGGUUCCCGAUGAGGCCGACCUUCACGUAGAGCAACUGUAGAUAGAAUAGAUGCCUUGUAUCCAGAAAUAUGUGAUUUGUUCAGGAAUGGGGUUGGAGAGAGACAGAGUGGGAAACAGGAUUGAAUAAUACCGAACCUUUCCCCGUGGCGAUCCUUGAUCUGGUUCUCAGGGCAUUGGUGAACGACUACGGAAUAGCAUCUUCCCCGUUCCUUUCCUUUUUGAUAACCAAAUUCGAAUUUCCUUCUGUGUAUAUAUCGGGGUGGGGAUUUCGGGGGUAUUUUUUGUUUUGGUAUGUGCCUCGACCGCAUGUGGACCGAAUUGGAUGUGCAAUAAUGUAACAGGGGCAAUGGGCGAAUGUGUCUUGUGGGGACGGCGGGGCCCCGAUUUUCUCUGCAUGUCGGCCUUGAGCGGAAGGGAUCCCGGGGUUACAGAACCGUCGAUCGUUGCAUCUUGGUUUGUGCUUGGAAGACCCUCACGAUUUCGGCCCCUCUUUCUCCGGCCGCUUCCUCUGUUGCUGUGCCUGGUGUUUCUGGGUUCCCGGAUUACUCUUUCACACUUGAUUGUUAUAGCGCUAGAGCUCCGCUUCGGCUUCCAUCCUAUGGGAUUGAGAGACGGACACUUAGGAUCCUCAGCCAGAGAAUUCUAGUGCUUCCCUAAACUACAGAUCUUUGGCUCCCGUCGGAGCUAAAGUAGAAUCUUGGACAUACCCUUCUCUCCCUAAGCAAAGACACCUUCCUUCAGUUAAAGAGAUUCUUGAGUUUUCGGAUAGUCACCGUCACCUUCUCUUUGGGGCUCAGGGAGCACCUCUCGCCUCCUCAAAUGCUGCUGAUAUGUGCUUUCUCCUUUCUGCUUUACGGAAGGGUAAGUAGUUGGACAUUUGAGUCUCGAUGACCAAUGUUAAACUCUUUGUUUCCAUUGGAAAAAAGGACAAAGAGGUGGCACAGUUUCCAUCUCACCCGUCUUCAGAUUGUGCGGAGAGAGUUUUAACACCAGGGUAAAAUAUUCAGUCACAAGUUCACGUGAAAUGCUCGAUUUCCUGAAUAUCGGCUUCUCCCCCAAAUGAAUAUUUUUUUAGGUUGAGAUCCCCCAUCUGUUAGUAAGUGGCCUUCCCUUUCCUUCCAGCCUUUGGAAUGAAGCUUGAUGCUGGAACUAAGGACCCCGCAAAGCAGCAUUCUCCAACCCAGUCCUCUGCAGAAGUUGUCAAACUUAUUGCACCUUUGCUGCAAGGGAGAGGGGGGUGAGAGUUGAAGUAUCUCAACAAUCCCAGGAUGAAGUCUAGACCUCUUUACGGACUGAAAGGAGAGAAAACGUUGCAUAGCACUGCGUUGGUAUUGCAGUAAUCCUGGGCAUCCUGAUGCAAUGGUACCAUAGACUUUGGGAUGGUACUUUCCCUGUUAAGAGCUAACCCACCAGGCCUGCCUUUUCGACACUAAAAAUCAUGUCCUGCACAGGUUUUACUUUUCUGAUUCUGGAAGCAAAGGGAGGCUCAGGGCAAGAUUGUGGUGACAGCAUUGCAGACCUAGGCAUAUAUUCUCCCAAGCUGGUUGCCUUGUUCUGGUCCUUCUUAGCCCAUCAGCCAACCCAAUGGAUGGUAAGGACACGAAUGCCAGUGGGUCGUUCUCUAUCUUUUUGGUAUAACUCAGGAGCUGCCAAUUCACUAAACCAGAGAUGGGAAACCAUUACAGAGAGAAGAAUUGAAGUCUUGCCGAACUGUUGUCACAAAUUCAGCCGUUGUCCAAUGAAAAUUACAUUAUACGAGGGCUAUCCAGAAAGUAGGUUACGUUUUGGAUUUUAAAAAGGACAGAGUAUAGGAUAAAUCAUUUACCAUAUGCAGCUGAAAGACACAUUCCAAGACUACAAUCUCAUGUAAUCCCCAUUGAAAUUUAGGCACGUUUCAUAUAGAUAAAUCAAUUUGAAAAGUACUGCUCCAGUAAAUUUGCCGCCUCUCUCCUCCGUUUCCAACAAUGGGGGCGUGGCUGGCAGCGCGGCGUUUUGGCUACGCUGCAGUAAGGGAGAAGGGGGAAGAGCUGAGGACACAAGCGGGGAAUUUACUGGAGCAGUACUUUUCAAACUCAUUUAUCUAUAUGAAACGUGCCUAGAUUUCAGUGGGGAUUACAUGAGAUUGUAGUUUUGGAAUGUGUCUUUCAGCUGCAUAUGGUAAAUGAUUUAUCCUAUACUUUGUCCUUUUUAAAAUCCAAAACGUAGCCUACUUUCUGGAUAGCCCCCAUGUAUACAAAUAACGUUAAUGGAUUAAAUAGCCUGUAUAAAAGAAGGAAAAUAGGGCACCAACUUAAAGAAGGGCUGUACGAUGUGAUAUCUCGAUAAGGAUUGUUUUUUGAGUGGUCUUACUCUGUCGAAGGCUCCUUUUCUUCUGUUCUCCUCUGCCUCCCUGCAUAUUGUAUCUCCAGCAAGAGCGCCAGCACCUUGCCAAGUUUGCAUCAUGCAGGUUACUCUUUUGCAAGUCCCCGUUCCUGACCGCUCUGGGUACCCCGCUGCAUUCACCCUGCAGAUUAUAGCUACCGAAUCUCCGUAAAGGGCUGCUUCUCCCCUGUUUUCCUCGACGGUACGGACUUCAGGGAUCCCUCUCUCACCUCUCCAGGCCUUGCACCAAGUGCCUUAUUGCGGACCUGUCCCUGAAGGUGUCCUUUUCUGGCGGAGAGACGUGUUUCGCAUCGCGCCGUGGGCAGUGGUGUUUUGCACAAGCGUGUGCCUUUGCACCAAAGGGGAAAGUCCCCGUUUCGCUGGCGUCUGGCUUUCCCUCUUGGAAGGUACAAAAAAAAAAGUGAGAAGGAGAAUCCUCCUAUUUCUGGGUCACCUUGAAUGGCAUGGAGUUUGGUGACAAUCCUGCAAAGUUGAACUUCCUUCAAGCACUGAGGUGGAAUGACAUCUUCCCAACCUUUUGGAUACAUGGCCAACGAGUCAGGCUUAGUAGCCAUGGAGGAACCUACGGAGAUAGCUACGGAAUGGAUGGCGUUGCGGUUGGAAAAACCAUCUUCUGUCCAUCCUCUGAAGAGCUUUGGGGCCAGGUUGCUGUGAGUUUUCCGGGCUGUAUGGCCAUGUUCCAGGAGCAUUGUCUCAUGUUGUUUUGCCUGCAUCUUUGGAAGGCAUCCUCAGUGGUUGUGAGGUUCUCAGUGGUUGUGAGGGAAUGCUUCUGGAACAUGGCCAUUCAGCCCGGAAAACUCACAGCAACCCAUGAAAGCUUUUGAUAACACAUCUCCAAGUCUAUCCACCCAAACAUCACGGCUCUGGCCUCCACUUUGAACCCGAUCGAGAUGAUGUUUCCGAGUGAUCAAACUUUAUAGAACUAUGUGGCACCAUUUUUACCACGUUGGUGCCGACGAUACCAACAAACAGUCAACGGAGGACAAUUCAGCUUGUGUUUCAAUGCUUUGGUAGAUACCAGAGACCCAUGGCUGGUCCGUCAUGGAUCAUGAAGAGUUCUAUAGAUACACAAUGUUUUGAACGUCGGAAUUGGAACAACCACCACUUUACUUGUGGUUCUAGGCAACUUUGUCUUCCACCUGUCAGGCACCUUUGUGUGGUCCUUAUUGUCCAGGGUUGGCUAGAUCAGACUUCUUCGGCAUCACCGAAUCCAUCAAGAAAACCUUGAAGUCCUCCAACGAAAAUGGGUGAAAUCCCACAAAUUUGGAGGACUAGAAUGAUAGUGUAGGAUUUGGAUCGUAUUGUUGACAAACGUCUACCCAAGAUGAGCUGUGAUCCCUCGAUGCGUUUUCGCGAAGGAUGCGGAAUCCGAGGCCGAAUGCCGAGAUCUCCGGAGCCGUCCUUCGUUUUCUUUCUUUCUUCGAGCAAUGCAAUAAUGACACACACACAAGUGGGGAGUAAACCCGAUCAAUGUGGAAUGUUUCCUCCCGGUUGUGUGCACACAUAUCUCGAUCGGACUUGUACAGUUUUGGGAGAAAAAAUGGCUGCUAAUAUAAUCCAAUCCGGGUUGGUUUUUAUGAUUUGUACCUUUUGAUUUCCUUCCACAGAUUUUAUUUUAUUUUUUCCCUUUUACUAAGAAGACGAUGAGACUUGUACAUUGAUUUUUUUUUUUGGAAAUAAAGACAUUCUAUAUUAA
This is a messenger RNA of Anolis carolinensis (green anole), 10998 nucleotides long. It is a transcript of the gene cgn, whose product is annotated as cingulin. Lineage: Eukaryota; Metazoa; Chordata; Lepidosauria; Squamata; Anolidae. The record is from RefSeq and is a predicted model, not a curated record. Gene Ontology annotation, biological process: microtubule cytoskeleton organization. Gene Ontology annotation, cellular component: bicellular tight junction; myosin complex. Bases 2854 to 6849 code for a protein of 1331 amino acids. The transcript has 21 exons. Gene Ontology annotation, molecular function: microtubule binding.